Molecule: messenger RNA, 520 nt
Organism: Nestor notabilis (Kea)
Lineage: Eukaryota; Metazoa; Chordata; Aves; Psittaciformes; Psittacidae
Product: PDZ and LIM domain protein 7-like
Exons: 5
Biological process (GO): muscle structure development; actin cytoskeleton organization; heart development
Cellular component (GO): filamentous actin; Z disc; adherens junction
Molecular function (GO): actin binding; muscle alpha-actinin binding
Source: RefSeq, a predicted model, not a curated record
AUGGGUGACAUGGAGUCCUACAAGGUGAUGCUGAAUGGGCCAGCACCCUGGGGCUUCAGGCUGCAAGGAGGGAAAGAUUUCAGCAUGCCGCUCUCCAUCUCCAGGCUGACGCCGGGUGGGAAGGCAGCACAGGCUGGUGUGGGAGUGGGAGACUGGGUGCUGUACAUCGAUGGGGAGAGCACCAGCUCCAUGACACACAUCGAGGCCCAGAACAGGAUCCGUGCCUGCGGGGACAGGCUCAGCCUCACCCUGAGCAGAGCCCAGAACCACAUGGGGAAGCCGCAGAAGGACUCACUCCCCUGCUCUGAACCCCUGAAAUAUAACUUCGCUCCCAGCACCGCCCUCAACAAAACAGCCCGGCCCUUUGGGGCCGGCUCACCUCCGAACCCACGGCCCGGGCUGGUGACGAAACCCGUGACGUACGCGCCCCUGGCGCCCGCCUGCACCCCCCAGCACAAUGGCCAGGUCUCUGUGCCGGACCCAUCCCCGGAAGCAGGGAUGAAGACUGAGGCAGGACUGG